Messenger RNA from Saccostrea cuccullata (small rock oyster), 1683 nucleotides. RefSeq names its product multidrug resistance-associated protein 1-like. Gene Ontology annotation, molecular function: ABC-type transporter activity; ATP binding; ATP hydrolysis activity. The record is from RefSeq and is a predicted model, not a curated record. Gene Ontology annotation, cellular component: membrane. The transcript is spliced from 13 exons. Gene Ontology annotation, biological process: transmembrane transport. The annotation marks the transcript as partial. NCBI's taxonomy places the organism in Eukaryota, Metazoa, Mollusca, Bivalvia, Ostreida, Ostreidae.
CCGAGUUGUGUCACCAGUAUUAUCUAUUAUGUCUACUUUACAAUCAUCUGCAUACAAGUUGUUCUGUAUUCAUUCGCUGACAAGCCUGAUCAUCCGAAUGAUACACUCCUUGGACAGAGAGAACAUUCCCCGGAGGAGACUGCAUCUGUCCUCAAUAGAUGGGUUUUCUGGUGGUUUAAUGGACUCGUGUGGAAAGCGUAUAGACAAACUCUGGAAGUUAAGGACCUCUGGAACCAGGUGGACUACCUGAGAUCAGAGACGUGUGUCCCAGAACUAGAACAAAACUGGAAGAAGGAAGUUCACAAACAGGCCACAAGAAACGUCAGAAUGCAACAUAAUAAUUUUCCCCAUCCUUAUAUCUACCAAAAUCGUACUUUCAUAUCUGAGUCAACACCUCCUUUAUCCAAUCAAAAAUCAGAUAUAGAUGACGACGAAGAAGGCUCCGAGAAUUUCCACCAAGCGCGACCAACUUUACUUAAAGUUGUGGCAAGAACCUACUGGAAACAGUGGCUACUUGCCUCCUUCUUUAAAAUCGCACGUGACGUUUUGUCCAUGAUUCAACCGCUGCUACUUAAACUGAUGAUCGAAUUCCUUGAGAACAAACACACAGAGGACAGGCCCCUGUGGAAUGGCUGGGGACUAGCUAUCUUGUUCUUUAUCAGUGGGGUAGUGGAGUCGCUGUUCUUCACUCAGGGCGCAUUCUGCAUGAUGACCCUGGGCUUGAAAGUGAAAGUAGCACUUGUAGGAUUGAUAUAUAAAAAGUCAUUGACAAUGAAUAACGCUGCUAAAAGUCACUACACGAUUGGUGACAUUGUCAGUUUGAUGUCAGUGGACUGUCAGCGAAUACAAGACGCCUUCAUGUUUCAGUACGAAGUCCUCUCCUUUCUCUUCAUGCUGGCCCUGGGUUUAUACCUUAUUUGGAAUCAAAUGGGCGUGGCAACUCUGGGAAGCGUUGCAGUGAUCAUUAUCAUAUCGGCGCUUAACAUAGUCUUUGGGAAACUUCAACAGAAGUACCAAGGAAUCAUUUUAGCGCUUAAGUCUAGUCGGAUAAAACUGUUAAAUGAGGUGUUAAGUGGUAUAAAAGUUUUAAAGAUGUAUACUCCAUUUAUGAUGAGCUAUUUUGUGUUGCUGAUUUUUACCUUGAUGACGUCAGGAAAUUACCUGAAUGCCAGUAAAGUGUUUGUUUCCCUCACCAUUAUCAACACUCUUCGCUUCUCUAUAACAAUUGUUCCAUUUGUCAUCACAGGAAUCAUACAGAUGAGCUAUUUUGUGUUGCUGAUUUUUACCUUAACAUCAGGAAAUUACGUGGAUGCCAGUAAGGUGUUUGUUUCCCUCACCAUCAUCAACACUCUUCGCUUCUCUAUAACAAUUGUUCCAUUCGUCAUCACAGGAAUCAUACAGAUGCUGGUAUCUCUAAAAAGAAUAGAAAAAUUCCUUUGUAAGGAGGACCUCAAUCAAAAGAACGUGUCGACCUCCUUAACCACAGGGUAUGCAAUUUCUAUAGAUAACGGAUAUUUUACCUGGGACCGAAGAAAUCGGAAACCUACCUUAAACAGAAUUAACCUUAAGGUCGGAGAGGGUAAACUUGUGGCCGUGGUAGGGCAGGUGGGGGCGGGGAAAUCGUCACUUAUAGCCGCCAUGUUGGGAGAGAUGGAGAAUGUCAAAGGUCACGUUAAUGUUCAG